Polyodon spathula (Mississippi paddlefish) is the source of this 1125-nucleotide messenger RNA. Its product is annotated as UPF0687 protein C20orf27 homolog. The transcript is spliced from 6 exons. The coding region runs from base 235 to 705 and encodes 156 amino acids. NCBI's taxonomy places the organism in Eukaryota, Metazoa, Chordata, Actinopteri, Acipenseriformes, Polyodontidae. The record is from RefSeq and is a predicted model, not a curated record.
CGUGAGAGAAAGAGAGAAAGAGAGGAGGAGCUUCGACUUUGGAGGACUCCCGGAGUCCAACUGUUUAGACCACUAGCACUCAGGCGUAUUGUAGUUACCGACAGAGCUCUGGGAUUGUACGGAAAUAAAUGAUUAGCAGGGCCUUUGUGACACGGAAACUGCAGAAUCAGAUUCUACUGACGUUUGUACAAGACUAAUCCCCACCUCAGCCUGUGCUCCCCUGAUAUUAGAGAGAUGGCCACAGCCAAGAGGGCCCCCAAAGUGAAGUCCAGCGGGGUGCGUUUCUCUGAAGAAGCAGCUUCCUCCAGCCACGUUCACUUUGAUGACAAGCUGCACGACUCGGUUGUCAUGGUGAUGCCAGUGCCUGACGGGAGCUUCCUAGUGAAGGUCGGCUUCUUGUUGCACAAGCCUUGUACCUGCCUCCCUGUUUCCCUGAAGCAGGACAGGUGUAGUGAAUGUGUGUCGUUGCUUCCGACAGGCGGCCACAGAAUCACGUGCGAGUACAUGGCCCACCAGGAAGGGGUCAUGAAAGAAGAGGUGUUCCUGACAAGUGAAACCAGUGAGAAUGCUUGCGUGAAAGUCACGGUGCAAGCAAGGGUCAUGGACCGUCACCAUGGCACGCCCAUGCUGUUGGAAGGAGUGCGGUGCAUUGGUGCUGAACUGGAGUACGACUCUGAACAAAGCGACUGGCAGGGAUUCGACUAGAAUUCAACUGAAACCACAAAGAGGACGCUGAGACAAAAACUAAAACAUGCUUUUAUUUAUUUUUUUAUCUCCAAAGAGAUGUGUGCGUAUGGGUUUUUUUUUGUUUUUUUUUUUAAGGUUGUUCAUUUCUUUAUUCAAAACACGUGAAUGUUCUUUGUGUGUGUAUAUAUAAACCUGGAAGACAAUCCUUUAGGAUUGGAACUCCACCUCAGAACUGUCUGUGUCAGUGUUAAAACAUUCAGCUGUGCAACUUUCAAACUUAAACAACAGUAUCAGUCUGCCUGGCUAUUUCUGUCAUGCUAUUGUAACAUUGUAGCUAAUAAUUAAAAUAGGGAGUUUAUCAAUUCCUUUAUUUAUAUGUUAGGGCUGUCAAGCUAUUAAAAAAAAAAUGUGAAUAAUGUUAAGAUGAAAAAAAUAAUC